Molecule: messenger RNA, 4920 nt
Organism: Poecilia latipinna (sailfin molly)
Lineage: Eukaryota; Metazoa; Chordata; Actinopteri; Cyprinodontiformes; Poeciliidae
Gene: gpr61
Product: G protein-coupled receptor 61
Exons: 2
Coding region: 724-2139 (471 amino acids)
Biological process (GO): G protein-coupled receptor signaling pathway
Cellular component (GO): plasma membrane; signaling receptor complex; endosome
Molecular function (GO): G protein-coupled receptor activity
Source: RefSeq, a predicted model, not a curated record
CGGGGGAACCUGCCUGCCCACCACUGCCUGCACAGCUCUGCAGUCGCUCUGGACGACACCAAGAGUCUGUGUGUGUGUGUGUGAAAGUGUGUGAGGUGGGGGAGCAUGUCCACCCAUUUGGGCAUCAUUAAUUCCUGCUCCUGUUCUUGCCUCUGGAUCACCUUGAUGUUCAGAGAGAGGCAAAGAUAAAACUGAGAGGCUGAAGGUGUGUGAGGGUGUGUGUGUGUGUGUGUGUGUGACUGAAUAACAUGAAAGCAUGCGACCGGUCUGAGGCAUGGCAAAUUGAAACGGCCCAGGUGAGGAGGAGACUCAGCACUCUCCUCCUCCCCCUCCUCUUCCUCCUCGCUCCUUUCCUCCCCUCCCUUCCCUCCUCCCUCCCUGUGACGUGGUGUGUAUCAGUGUUUGCUGUGUGUGUGGGUGAGAAAGCGAAACAGGUCAGCAGUGCCUCAACAGACUGGGAACCUUCACAGGAGGAAGCAGCCCUCUGCAGACUCAGGUCUUUGCUGAGAGGGAUAGUCAAGAGAGGACUCCUUCAUUUACAAGAUCAUCUACAUCAAGGUGAAGACUCGAAUCAUCGUCUGCCAACCUCCAAACUCAAAUCCCCCUCUAGUUACUAUGACCAACACCAAAGGCUGAACUUCUCAGAUGCCCCCUUUGACAGAGGAGGAUGGGUGAUGGACCCGUGAAAUUCAGCAAACUCCCUCCUCUUCAUUCCAUCCUCUCAUGGAGCAUACCAUCAGACCACGGCCCUCUUGGAACAACGCGUCCGCUGCCUCCGCAUUCCUAAACUCUUUUCAGCCAAAUGUCUCCAACAUAACCAGACAAAUUGGGAGUACCGAUAAUGGGAUAGAUCUGAAUCAGACCUUGGGGCUGUGCGCUAUGCUCGUCAUGGACGUCCUAGCGGUGGUGGGGAACUUGGCUGUGAUGAUCGUCAUCACUAAAACGCCGCAGCUGAGGAAGUUUGCCUUUGUGUUCCACCUCUGUCUGGUGGACCUGCUGGCGGCACUGCUGGUGAUGCCGCUGGGGAUGCUGUCAGACCGGAUUCUGGAGGACGAGGCCCUGUGUCGAAGCUACCUCUGCCUGAGUGUGUGUCUAGUGAGCGCCGCCAUCCUCACCAUCUGUGCCAUCAACGUGGAGCGGUACUACUACAUCAUCUACCCCAUGCGUCACGAGGUGAAGAUGACGGUCGGGGUGGUGGUAGCGGUGCUAGUUGGGAUCUGGAUUAAAGCUCUCGUCAUGUCCAUGCUGCCCCUGCUAGGAUAUCUGUUUCAGGGUUCCCCGACUGUGGGGACUCCUGAAGUCCUCGUUCCCAGUCAGAGACACUGCUCCCUCCACUGGACAGGAGGCAGGUCCACACGUAUAGUUUUCAUGGUUUUCUUUACUGUAAUCUAUUUUCUGUGCCCCAUGCUGAUCAUUUUGGUGGUCUACUGCAAUAUGUUUAAGGUGGCCCGAGUGGCAUCCAUGCACCGUGGUCCCAACCCCACCUGGGUGGACACGUCGAGGCAACGCUCUGACUCUGUCAGCAGCCACUCCACCAUGGCAGCAAGCCUUGGCGGCACCGGAGCGCGUACAACUCCUCAAAGGACCUUCAGCGGCGGGAAGGCCGCAGCAGUUUUGGUGGCAGUCGGCGGUCAGUUCUUCUGCUGCUGGCUGCCAUAUUUCUCCUUCCACCUCUACUCGGCGGUCAUUUCCACUGCGCCGGCCUCGCUGACCCAACUGGAGGGCGUGGUCACAUGGAUCGGCUAUUUCUGCUUCACCUCCAACCCCUUUUUCUAUGGCUGCUUGAACCGUCAGAUCCGAGAGGAGCUGGGCCGCCACCUGGCUUGCAUCUUCAAGCGGGCCGGGCCCGUAGAGGGGGAGCAGCUGCCGAGCCGCGAAGCCUCCAUUGAGGAGAACUUUUUACAGUUUCUCCAGGGCACUGGAUGCAAUCUGGAGCCCUGCAACUCUCACAGCAGAGCGAGCCUGGAGGAGGCAGGAACUGAAGGUCUUCAAGAAUCAGCUGUUGAGCAGAACACGCCAGCUGACUUCCCCAUCCCAGGGCAGAUCCUUGAGGAAACCGCAGAGUUCAUACAGCAGCAACAGCUGAACAAUGAGCUUUGUGUGUCAGAGAACUGCUGCAAGACUGUGCCAGAGAUAUAACUGCCUCAUGUACUGUUUCUUCCACCAUCUAAUAACCCAAUGAACAUGUUCAGUUUUAUUCAUAGUGUUUCUUAUUCAUGCUGCAACAUUUUUUUUUCCCAAGUGACAGAUCAAGCACACUGCAAAAAUGUGUUCUAGAGUCGGGCUUUGGGUCAGAACCCGACGAACCCUUGAAGAAUUCCAGUUUUGCGCAUCACUGGCUGCCCUGUUAAAUGUUUUUGGGAGUCUUAUUGUGUCAUGCUGUUUUUGCUUUGCGUCACAUAACACUUGAUGUUUUGGUUACAGUUCAAGUGACGUGACGAACUUUAUAUAAACAUGAAGAGGCUCUGAGACAAUGCAAGAACAUAAAUCAGGGAUAGAGUAGUUUUAAGUGCUGAAUGACUUCUUUAAUAUUCUCCACAAAUGUAUUUAUUUAUUAGGUGUUCAACAUCUAUCAGCACUUUUCAUAAAAACAAAGUGGAUUUGUAUAUCUGGGUUUUUUUUAAUUUUUAUUUUAUUUAAAUGUUUUGAUUUCAGAACAAACGAGAACCUCUUUUACAAUUAAUCCCAAUUGAUUCAGACAUAAAUAUCGAUAAAUCUUCUAAACUGGUGGUUUUCAAGUUGUUUUUUUAACAAGUAUCACCUUGGUAAGUAAUACCUUCUUUAAAGUACCGCGCCAUACCAUCAACACACUGCAUGUGGAAAUAGAAAUCCAUCAGCUUCACUGAAGGAAGAGGCUUAAAUACAAGCUCCGUUUUUACAAAGACAUUGAAUUUUUCCAGUUUGAAGAAAAAGUCAACAAAGAGGUUCAUAUGAAUCAUAAUUUUAAGAGAGAAAGCAGGAGGUUUCUGAUCUGAAUUUAUUGUGAUACACGCAGUAAAAAAAAUAGUGCUGAAUAGCCCCUUUUGAAGAACUUGUUGCUGCAGUCUUUGCACAAAAUGUAGAGAAAAAACACUGUCAUUAGCUUGUUAGCUAAUUAGGCUAACUAAGCACAUCAGUUAGCAAAUCCAACUAGUUUUCGAUUUGAUUUCUAACAUGGUUCAGUCAUCCUUAGACCGAAUUUUUGACUUUGGGUGUAAAUGGAGUAAAACAUAUUUAGUCUGAUUGUCUUGGGUUUACUAUCGUCUGCUGAAUCAAAGUCAGUUUGCUUGUUCUCACUUUGCAAAUUAUAGUAAAAACAAAAACAAAGUACCGAUAAAUGCAGUCCAAGAACCGCAAAUCAAAAGUCAAAAGUCAUGGAUUUAAACUAAUUAAGAAAAAAUAACCACUAAAACGUACAGGAAAAAAGUGCUCCAAAAGCUGCCGGCUUGAAGAAAGACAUUUUCUACUUUUACAAAAGAUUUUAAGUUAUUGCGCUGAAUCAUCAGUUUUCACCAUGCACUUAUUCUCUGUUCUCACUUCAAACCACCAAGGAAAUAAAGGCUACAAUACUCCAAAGGCUUUAAAGAAAAACAAUGGGUUGAAGUAACGUUAACUUUUAUUGUGCUGAACAGGAUUGUUUCGCAGCUUUUGCUGCGGCUGGUAUUUAUAAUAAACAGGCUGACAGUGUAUUUUUAGCCAUUUUCCAGAAUGUUAUUAUCAUGUUUAUCUGUUCUUAGUCUUGUGAUUAUCACCUCCUCACCAAAAUGGGAGACUCGUGAUUUCAGCCCCUUCCACUCAAAGACAAACGUUGUGGAUGGUUUAGUUUGUUCAUCAGCAGCGGCGGCGUGGUGCAAAAAAGGGGUUUUGGGCUCUGUCGGAAAACAGCAGCCCCUUGCCAUGUUAGAAAAGCUGCAGGAACGAAACGUGGCGCUCAUUGCACCCAGUGAUGUCUGCGCUGUUUACAGGUAAACACCAGAGCGGUGUGAGCACUCCCGUGUUUGUGCAAUAAACAACCAGGCUUGUUGUGGCUACACACAGCACAGAGGUGUGACAACGCUCGCACACAUGGAAAGCUUUGCCUUUGGCCUCGUUUAGCAACAAAUGGAAGACACUGGAGACACUUUCCCUGUUCCCAGGCGGAAAGCCAGACGGUUUGUUCAAGUCACACUAGUGGUGACCGACGUCGCGAAGACGACAGAUUGGCUAACCUUUAAAGAAAAGGCACCUUUUGUGCUGUUUUCGUCUAUUUUGGACUCGUCUCGUCCGGGAGAGUUGGCGCGAUCACAAGACUCUGAACACAAGGCAAACAGCCAAACCAAAAAAAAAAUAAAUAAAUAAAUAAAUGUCUUAUUGUCAGGGGGAACACGUAACACUCUUAAUUUCCUUACUGUUUGACUUUGUUGCAGACAUGUUUUUUUUUGUUGUUGUUUGUUUUAAAAUGUUUAUUUUUAAUAAAAAUAAAAUAAUUAAAUUUGCUGAGUCAAAGCCACAGAGCAUCAUUGAACAUUAUAAAAGAGGACUCAGUGGCACGGUCUUUGUGUGUUAAUUUAUUAUCAGCACUUAUUAAACUGUUGUCUUUUAGUUACAAGAUCAUAUAAAUGCCUUGAUUUUUAACACCAGCGUUUAACAACAUCAGCAAAACUGCCCUGACCAGUCUGAUAAAAUGCUUUCAACUCUCUUCCUGCCAAACAUCUGUCUCUUCCGAAGAAGAAGAAAAAGAAGAAGAAAAAGGAGAAGAAGAAGAAGCUUGCUGAGCUGGUGGAAGGUGGACAGUUUAUUUACUUUUUAACUGCAGUGUUGUCCUCCGUAUCGCACCAAAAAGAUGGAUGUGUUCAUUUUUCUUUGUGCAUCUCUUUUUUGUACCUGAACUGAAAAGACUGUUAUUCCUCGUGUGUAUUCUCCAUCUGCAGAACUCAUUAAAGACAACAGAAAUUAUUUUAA